UUCAUGAAUGAGUAAUGCCCCAGCAUAUUUGACGGGAACGCAAUUGAAGAGUUUCGUCUGUGACUCUGUGGCCAGGAGGCGAUUCAUCUCCUAAAAUACGAGGCGAAGUGAGAUUGAUGGGGAAUUAAACUCGUCCUGUACCGCACGCUGAGUGAAGAAACUCAUUAAGACUUGGUCUUAGAGGAAUGUUGCGACAGUGAAAUCUCUUCAUUGUCUCGAUACAAGCACAUUUCUAUCAUUUCUGUUGCACUCGCGCAACCAGCUGUGGAGCUGAAUGCUUGACGCGCACGCGUCCACCUCCUCGACACUGUUCGCUGGCAUGCACGAGCUUCAGAUUUGAACACCUCGGACGUUGACCCUCCCUCACAACAUGGAUUUUCGAGGGAAAUGCUUGAAAUAAUCAAACAACAUGAAUAAAGUGAAACGGCAGAGAAUUUCAGCUUGAGAUAUUAAACCUAAUGCUGGCUUGAACGUCCCGACACGUGUUUUUAUAGAAUUUGUGAACCAUCGUGAGAUUCAUGUAGCGUCUUUACUUUAUUUAAGACGUGUUUAUUUGAGAGAAUAAAUAAUAAUGUUAUAAAACGAAACCGUUCAGAAGGAACAAGAAAACAACAACAUCUGUUUGGAUUCUUUGACGUUUUGUGUGGAUGAAAAUAUUUAGCCAGGUCGAGACAUGGCUCGCCUUCUUGUCCUCGUUAACUCUGUCGGACUGUUGCUCUUCGGUAGUGAAAUGUUUCUGGUGGGAGCAAACCGUCCUCCUGCUCCAGUGAAUGUAUCAGUCAUGCAUCUGAGAGCUGACUCAGCAACAGUAUCCUGGGAGGUACCAGAGGGUGACAUCAUCAUUGGCUUUUCCAUUUCCCAACAGAGAAUGGACAGCAAAAUGCAGAGGUUUAUCAGAGAGGUGAACACCACCAGCAGGUCCUGUGUGCUAUGGGACCUGGAAGAGGAGACGGAUUACAUCAUCCAGGUACAAUCCAUCGGCCUGUAUGGAGAGAGUCAAGCCAGCAAACGUGUCCACUUCAGAACCCUGAAGAAAACUGACCGCUUUCCCUCAAACAGUUCAAACCAAGAUGACCCCACUGUACAAGGCCUGGAUAAAGCUAGACACCUGCAGACAGGGGAAAUGGUCAUCAUUGUGGUGGUGCUUCUAAUGUGGGCCGCCGUAAUAGCCCUGUUUUGCCGGCAGUAUGACAUAAUAAAGGACAAUGAUUCCAGCAACAGUAAAGAAAAGGUAAAACCCUGUUCAGAGAGAAGCACACCAGAGCAUCACAGUGGAGGACUGCUCCGGAGCAAGUUUCACCAGUCCGUGCCAUCUAUCAACAUCAUUGAUGUCUGAUGAAAGUAUUAUAGACGUCAGUCACACCAUCUGGUGCACCACCCGCAGUUUCAGGAUGACAGAAAAUCACUCAAAGCCUCCAUAACCAAACACUCAAGAAUCCACAUGGAUUAGCUCUACUGCAACAUUUUCUGCCCCAUGAAACUCAUAUCCAGCCUACCCAUAUACAUACAUGCACAUACAGUAUAUAUUAAAGCAAUCUAGUCCAGCAGUGGGGCUGUAAAUCAAAUAUUAUAAUUAUAAUGUAUGUCUAUAUUUUAUGACCAUAUGGAAGGAGAAAUACCAAAACUUUGUUCAUGCAUUGUGUCAGACUAAAUCAUGGGUUGUUUUCUGCUGUGUUGUACAGAAUAGUAAGGGAAGUGUAUUUUUGAUAUGGUAUCGACAGUAUUACAGAAUUUCUACUCUUUAUUAGCUUGUUUAGUUGUAUAGUUUGUGCAUGCACAUCUCAUUCCAAUAGCUUGUUGGAAUUGUACUGAGACAAAAGAAAUGUACAGAGGCAGGUCAUUAAAUUAAACUUGUUGUCUUAUUUUAAAUCAGGGGUGGGGAAACUUUUUCCCAUUAAGGGCCAUUCAAGUAUUUACGAAAUGAUUUGCAGGCCAUACAAUUGCUUGCAAUUUCUGAUUGUGGGUUGAAAUUAACAGACGCAUUCCGUUACGUGCUCACGACCAAGACUAAUUAUUUUUAUUACAUUUUUUUACAGUUAAUUGAAUCAAGGGCAUUUUUUUUUCAAAUGGCCUCGCAGGCCAGGUAAAAUGUUCUUUACCCACCCUUGGUUUAAAUAUAUGGUAAAAGUUGUGAAAUUGUGUCUCUGCUCCUUUUUAGAAAGCAAAAUGUUGUAAUCUCUGCUUGCAAAUAGUUUAGUCAGUUCACCUUCUACUUAGCCUAAAUACAAUUAGCAAUAUGUAUUUGUUUAUUUAUUUAUGUAUUGCUUGUUUGCUUCUCUAGAAGUUGUGAUAUGAUUUAAUAUGAUUUAAAAAGGUACCUGUAAGGAUACUCAAGAAUAUCUAUUAACUUUGAUUUUCAUAAAGAGAAAAGGCAUUUUUAUGUACAGUACAUGUUUGUGCUGCCAACAGUUUUUUCCAAAAUAUGUUAAUCUGCCACACUGAAUAGUGUGCAUAAGUGUUUAUCUCACUGUGUAGUGUAUAAAACAGGAUGUAGAUUUCAUGAAAAACAUUUAAAAUACGACGGGAUGAUUGUUAUUAAGAAUAUUACGAAAAUGUCACAAACCUCAUCAUAAAAUGUGAAUGCAUAGUUGUUAGCUCUUCUAAUUGCAUAUUGUACAUCAAUUAAUGUUUAU
Molecule: messenger RNA, 2633 nt
Organism: Xyrauchen texanus (razorback sucker)
Lineage: Eukaryota; Metazoa; Chordata; Actinopteri; Cypriniformes; Catostomidae
Product: fibronectin type III domain-containing protein 4-like
Exons: 6
Coding region: 674-1336 (220 amino acids)
Molecular function (GO): protein binding
Source: RefSeq, a predicted model, not a curated record